AUGGGUAACUUCUUGCGUCAUGACAGUCACUCGGUCCACAUCGAGAAAAUGGUGGGUUAUUAUUCUUCGCUUUUUCAUGGUGAUCUCUGCGGGCCAUUUAUUAAUAUGAUGUUGUUUUCACUUUUCCUUAGACUACACUCGUAUUAGCAGGGCUUGGAGUCGCUGGAGCGGCGAUAGCAGGUUUGUUUUAUGGCAGAAAAGCAUCAAUAACUUGACAUAUGUGAUUUGAACGUGUUGCAUAAUUCCUGAUAGAGGACUUCUUUCGUAUUUCAGGCCGUUUUGCCAUGCAGGCGUUAAGAAAAGUUAACUUAAAUGAGAUACCUAAGAUUAUCCCUAAGAUACCGGUAAGUAGUGUUAAGAACAGAUGGGAAGUCCUUCAUGAUAAAGUUACGUGUUUGUUUAGUUCACGAAACCAGUAUUGCACUCAGUUGGCCCUUGUCAGCGAGAAUCUCAAUUUAUGUUUGAUUUCUUAACCUGGUGGUCAUUAAUAUGAGUAUCAAGUGAUGUUACUGUAUUAUUAAUUAGAAUUAUUUUAAAAAUACUGUAUAUUUAAUACAGUAUUUUUAAUGUCAAUUAAAAUUGGGGAGAAAAGCAUCAUGUGCCAAAGUAAUCACACUAAUUCUCCCUAGCUUUUCUACUUGUAAACUGUUGUAAGAAGAUUGUAUUUUCAUAUUUACAGUAAAACUCUAGGUUCCUUUUUUUCAAGGACCAAGUAACCCUUUCAUCAGACAGAUACCAAUGUUCACAAAAUUUACUACAUGAUGGAUAAUUGUUGUAAAACAAAAGGAAUGCAUUGGUGUAUAGUUAGAGGUGAAAAUUUUAGCUUGGUGAAAAAAAAAAAAAUGCCUGUGAUCUUAACUACUGAGGUUUCCACCAAUUGCAUUACAUAGCUUUCUUUAGAAAAUUCAAGGCAGUCAGGGAAUAUUCUACAGAAAACAACUUAAAACAGCUCAGACAGUUUUCAGUUUGAGUCCUCCACCCUUCCCCCUCACUCCCCUCUUUUCUUCCUUCCCUCUGAGGAACUAACUGGAAUAUGCUGAUGAUGUACUUUUGAGAUAAAUAUUUUCCACAUUUUAUAUAUUUCUUUACAAACAGGAGUUUAGUCAUUAUUACAGAGGAGGAUUUGAACCUAAAAUGACCAAAAGAGAAGCUGGUUUAGUUCUGGGAAUUAGGUACAAAAACAGUUCAGUUUGAUGUACAUUAAUUUCUAUGUUAUUUGUCAUGAAAUCAUAAAGGAUGAAUUGGCUGGCUGUCAAUGUAAUAAACAAAUUAUCAUUUCUAUGAUAAUACGGUGAGAAUAAAUUUAGAUUGGUUUUCCUUGUAAUCUUGCUUAAGGGAAGAAAUUAUAGAGGUGAACUUGCAAGACAGAGCGUAAUACAAGCACAAGAAGGUUGAAUUAUAUUUCAAUAGUAAUUUUAGGUGUCUAAGAAAUGUGAGUACAUUUAUCUCAUUCUGCAGUCCUUCAGCAAGCAAGGCCAAAGUCAGAGAGGCACAUAGAAGAAUAAUGUUGAUAAAUCACCCUGACAGAGGUAAAUUUAACAAUUGUAUUCUACUGAGGUGUAAUCAACCAAAAAUGCAAACAUUACUCUGUUGAAUUUGAGUAGAGGUGAGAUUUAAUGUCAAAGUUUGGCGUAUUAAAAACUCCCUUUGGUGGGGCAUCAUAUGAAACUAGGAAGGCAAGAAAAGUUUGCAAACUACUUUUUUUAAACUUGUGUGUAAAAUUUAACCAACAUAGACUUAAAAACUAAAUAUGUAUUCUUAAUCUAUCUUGCAGGAGGCUCCCCAUAUCUUGCUGCAAAAAUUAAUGAAGCAAAAGAUCUUCUUGAUGGAAAUGGCAAGUGAUAGCAACAGCCUCAUAUGAUAGAGUUAGAACUUUCAACUAGAGCUAGAAAAGAUGACCCGAGGACAGUGUUACAAAAAGUCUUCAAUCAAGACUUCAUGUAAUACUCCAAAUGACAGACUCUUGGAGACAACAACCAAAAGCAAAUAUAAAUUUGAAUAACUUUAACUUUGUCAAGAAUUCCUAAAGGGUCAACCUUGACCCGAGUCCCAACAGCAUUAUUAAACAUGCAGUUAAGAAUCUCACAGAGCACUUGACUGCAUUGCUUUGUCAAGAACCGAACUUCCAAGACAUAUUCUCCAUUAGAUAACAGAUACGGUAAUGCAGCAUGCCAAUUGUUAAUAAUUUUUUUGGAAAUUGAGAAUUUCAUAAAGGAGCAGUAAAACAGAGACGAUAAAAUACUGUCCAAAAUUACCCCUUUAGCAAAAUGAACACUGUAUUGUAAAUAAAGGUUUUAUUCAUAUAUCAUAUUUGCUGGUUAUAUUUUGUCCACACCUCUUUCCAACUUACUGUUCUCCUUGUUAAAUUCAUGAUUGUAAUUUUAUAGAUCAUCAUUACUUACCAAAAGUAUUAUCAUGAUAUUUAUUUCCAGCCCAGUUCAAAGUUAAAUUGUGCUUAAUAUUAUACGGGACCAUUUCCCCUCUGAUUUAUGAAAAUAAAUAGUCACUGAUAGAAAAUAGAUAACAAUUGAAUGCCACCAAUUUGUACAAGGAGUUUUUGGCAGUACAUACCACAUCAAAUUUAGAGUAGC
Molecule: messenger RNA, 2591 nt
Organism: Pocillopora meandrina
Lineage: Eukaryota; Metazoa; Cnidaria; Anthozoa; Scleractinia; Pocilloporidae
Source: the annotation of a GenBank genome assembly